GAAAAGGACACUCAGCAGGCAGCUGCCAACCCAGGCAGGCUCCCGGCUGCCCCAUAAAUAACCGCAGGCCAGAGAGAGGGCCACGCAGAGGCAGGCACACAGCAUGGGGCGCCUGGAGCUGGUCUUGAGCCUUACCUGCUUCUUGGCGGCAGCAAGUGCGGCCCAGCUGGGCGCCGUGUACACGGAGGGCGGCUUCGUGGAAGGUGUCAACAAGAAGCUCGGCCUCUUUGGCGACUAUGUCGACAUCUUCAAGGGCAUCCCCUUCGCUGCCGCCCCCAAGGCCCUGGAGAAACCCCAGCGACACCCUGGCUGGCAAGGGACCCUGAAGGCCAAGGACUUCAAGAAGCGAUGCCUGCAGGCCACUAUCACCCAGGAUAGCACGUAUGGGAAGGAGGACUGCCUGUACCUCAACAUCUGGGUGCCCCAGGGCAGGAAGCAAGUCUCCAGGGACCUGCCCGUCAUGAUCUGGAUCUACGGAGGUGCCUUCCUCAUGGGGGCUGGCCACGGGGCCAACUUUCUCAAAAAUUAUCUGUACGAUGGGGAGGAGAUUGCUACGCGGGGCAACGUUAUUGUGGUCACCUUCAACUACCGUGUCGGCCCCCUGGGCUUCCUCAGCACUGGGGACUCCAACCUGCCAGGUAACUAUGGCCUUUGGGAUCAGCACAUGGCCAUCGCAUGGGUGAAGAGGAACAUUGCAGCCUUCGGGGGGGACCCCAACAACAUCACAAUAUUUGGGGAAUCAGCCGGAGGCGCCAGCGUCUCUCUACAGACCCUCUCUCCCCAAAACAAAGGCCUCAUCCGGCGAGCCAUCAGCCAGAGUGGUGUGGCGCUGUGCCCCUGGGCCAUCCAGAAGAACCCCCUCUUCUGGGCCAAAAGGAUCGCCGAGAAGGUGGGCUGCCCCACAGACGAUACUGCCAGGAUGGCCGGAUGUCUGAAGGUUACCGACCCCCGUGCCGUGACGCUGGCCUAUAAGAUGCCACUGGCAGGCAUGGAGUACCCCAUACUGCACUACCUGGGCUUCCUCCCUGUUGUUGACGGAGACUUCAUCCCCAACGACCCCGUCACCCUGUAUGCCAACACCGCCGACAUCGAUUACAUAGCGGGCACUAACAACAUGGAUGGCCACAUCUUUGCCGGCAUUGACAUGCCAGCCAUCAACAAGGACAAACAGGUCGUCACAGAGGAGGACUUCUACAAGAUGGUCAGCGGGCUCACCAUUACCAAGGGGAUCAUGGGCGCCAACACCACCUUUGACAUCUACACGGAGCCCUGGGCCCAAGACCCGUCCCAGGAGACCAGGAAGAAGACCGUGGUGGACCUUGAGACUGACAUCCUUUUCCUGGUGCCCACAGAGAUCGCCCUGGCCCAGCACAGAGCCAACGCCAAGAGUGCCAAGACCUACACCUACCUGUUCUCCCAACCCUCGCGGAUGCCCAUCUACCCCAAGUGGGUGGGUGCGGACCACGCAGAUGAAAUUCAGUACGUCUUUGGGAAGCCUUUUGCCACCCCCCUGGGCUACCGGCUCCAGGACAGGACUGUCUCCAAGGCCAUGAUCGCCUACUGGACCAACUUCGCCAGGACUGGAGACCCCAACAUGGGCCACUCGGCUGUGCCCACACACUGGGAUCCCUAUACCACGGAAAGCGGCAACUAUCUGGAGAUCAACAAGAAGAUGGACGGCAACUCCAUGAAGCAGAACUUGAGGACCAACUAUCUGCGCUACUGGACGCUGACCUACCAGGCACUGCCCACGGUGGCUGGGGAGGGGGCUGCCCCCACGCCCCCCGCCGAGGACCCCGAGGCCGCCCCCGCGCCCCCCGCCCAGGACCCUGAAUCUCUCCCGGCACCCCCCACAGAGAACCCUGAGGGGGCUCAGAUGCCCGCAGUAAUUGGCUUCUAAUGUCCAUGGCCCCAAGAGGCCACAGGCUGAGCACCACUCGCCCUCCGGAAUAAAGCCUAAUCUCUCUC
This is a messenger RNA of Manis javanica (Malayan pangolin), 1968 nucleotides long. It is a transcript of the gene CEL, whose product is annotated as carboxyl ester lipase. NCBI's taxonomy places the organism in Eukaryota, Metazoa, Chordata, Mammalia, Pholidota, Manidae. The record is from RefSeq and is a predicted model, not a curated record.